Dipodomys spectabilis (banner-tailed kangaroo rat) is the source of this 2855-nucleotide messenger RNA. RefSeq names its product glycoprotein M6A (gene Gpm6a). The transcript has 7 exons. NCBI's taxonomy places the organism in Eukaryota, Metazoa, Chordata, Mammalia, Rodentia, Heteromyidae. Gene Ontology annotation, biological process: neuron projection development. Gene Ontology annotation, cellular component: plasma membrane; filopodium; axonal growth cone. The coding region runs from base 88 to 891 and encodes 267 amino acids. The record is from RefSeq and is a predicted model, not a curated record.
GGAGCAGCCCUGAGAACUUGGCCCUGCGCAGUGCCUGGUCCCCCCCGCACUCCUCUGGGAACCUCAGGAAAAGGAAGAUCUUUGGUCAUGGGGUGUUUUGAGUGCUGUAUUAAAUGCUUGGGAGGGAUUCCCUACGCAUCACUGAUCGCCACCAUCUUGCUCUAUGCUGGGGUUGCCCUGUUCUGUGGCUGUGGUCAUGAAGCACUUUCUGGAACCGUCAACAUUCUGCAAACCUACUUUGAGAUGGCAAGAACUGCUGGAGAUACACUGGAUGUUUUCACCAUGAUUGACAUCUUUAAAUACGUGAUCUACGGCAUCGCAGCUGCUUUCUUCGUGUAUGGCAUUCUGCUGAUGGUGGAAGGCUUCUUCACAACCGGCGCCAUCAAAGAUCUCUAUGGCGAUUUCAAAAUCACCACCUGUGGUAGAUGCGUGAGUGCCUGGUUUAUUAUGCUGACGUACCUUUUCAUGUUGGCCUGGCUGGGAGUUACGGCGUUCAGCUCUCUGCCAGUGUACAUGUACUUCAAUCUGUGGACCAUCUGCCGGAACACCACUUUAGUGGAGGGAGCAAAUCUCUGCUUGGACCUUCGUCAGUUUGGGAUUGUGACAAUUGGAGAAGAAAAGAAAAUCUGCACCGUCUCCGAGAAUUUCCUGAGGAUGUGUGAAUCUACCGAGCUGAACAUGACCUUCCACUUGUUCAUUGUGGCUCUUGCUGGAGCUGGGGCAGCGGUUAUUGCUAUGGUUCACUACCUUAUGGUCCUGUCCGCCAACUGGGCUUAUGUGAAAGAUGCCUGCCGGAUGCAGAAGUAUGAAGACAUCAAGUCGAAGGAAGAACAAGAGCUUCAUGACAUUCAUUCUACUCGCUCCAAAGAGCGACUCAAUGCAUACACAUAAAUAAAUUCUCCUGUUCUUUACCAUUUGAAUGCAUUGGUGUUUAACUAAGGACCAUCCAACCAUCCAACCUUUGAAACACAAAAUCAAAGUGCUAUUCAUCAAUGAUAUGGAGGCUGGCUUAUGAGUCACCUACAUAUUCUUUGUUGUUUAGCACUUACUUCCCAAAUUGGCUAAAUUGGUAUAAUUCGAUCUCUUCUACAAGCUCCUAUCCAGUCUUUUUUAUUAGUUUUUGAAAAUUUCUCAAACGAAUUAGUUCUGUAAGGUCAAAAGAUAUCAAUCUGGACAAAGGCAAAGAUUUGUUGGGUUUUUUUACACACGUCCCAUGAGUUACACAUAACACUUUUUAUUUUGCAUUUUUUCUUACGUUUUGAAAACAAAAUAGCAUUUUAUACUUUUUAGUUUUGAUUUCGGUAACUAGUUUAACUACAGGUAACCUGCAAAGGGACCAUUGUACAUUACGUGAACAGUAGGCAGAGAUGACAUCAUGACAACUCUUCUUGAAAGACAAAUCUUGUGUGGAGGUCAGGGGCCAAAUUACCAUAAGCCCUGGCUAAUGUUUUCAUCAACCUACGGUGCAAUUUCUAAAUUUAUAAGGAUAGGUUAAAAAAAAGUGCUUCUUAUCUUUGUUAACAUUGUAUUUUUUUUUCCUGAUGUACUUAAAGGUAUUUCUCUCCAAUUACUCAGAUUUACGUUGUGAGCAUGUAGAAACAGUAAUGCUAAUGCAUGGCUAGCUGCCUUUUUGAGAUUGUGACACCAGGCUUACUUUUUCAAGUUUAGUGUAGAGACAUUUUAAUGGAAAUAACUACCAUGGACUAUGGGAGAAUGAUCUUUAUGUGACUUAUGCAGUGGCUGGAUUGGAACUUUUAAUAUGCUAAUGUGGAAAAUUACCUUUAUGAAGGUGGUAUAUUGAAAAUAAGCACACUAACCCCUCCGAACUUGUUUUACCUACUUUAAAAGUUUUAAUGUAUUGCAUCUCUGUAAACUAUUUCAAAAACGUGUAUGAUAUAUUUGCAAAGGCUUCCAUUAAUAUAAUAUAGCUUUGCUUGCAGCUUCUAAUCUAUGUUGGUUUACCUGUAGUGUUUUCUCAAAUGUGGUCAGAGGCCACUGUAGAAUGUAUUGUUUAGCAGUGUAGUGAUAUGUUUGUGUUUUUUUUUUUCAAAUAAGUCAUUUAAACAGAAUGUUCAUUCAUCUUCAUUUAUAAGAAGUACCUGUAUCAGAGGAAUUUUAAAGACAAAACAAUCAGUAUUAUUGGACCAAAUUUGGUGUUUGUUUUAACCUUGGCUCUCUUCUUUUGAUGAUUUCUAAUGCUACAAGAAUGCUGUAAAAGUGUCUUUUAAAAUGAUGUAGCCUGACAAGAUAUUUUGUCAGUGUAUAAAACUAGAUAGUAUUGUGCACUGAUUUGACCAUUGUGAAAUCCUUCCUCGGUGUAAGUACAUUUCUAAUAAAAUUUAUUGAGUGAAACAAUCUUUGUACAACUACUAGUCAUGCAUCAUCAGUAAUUUUACAAGUUCUUGUAGUAGGUAGGGGGUAUUACUGGGGUUAUAUCUGUGGCAUGAUUAUUCAUUCUGUAGUAUUAAUUAAUUUGGGGGUUCCCUUUGCUUUUUUUACACUUAGAUUAUCUUAAUGGUUCAACAUUUUUUCUGAUAUAUAUGCAGUAUUAAAUAUAUUCAGCAAAAGUAUUAAUGGGCUUCUUUAAAUUCUAUAUUAUAGCGUUUCAGUUCUGUGUCUUUACGGUUUGUGAUGAUUUUUAAAACUGUCUUUUAAAUUUAUGUAACGAUGUUGACUCUCCUGGCUUUUAUUUCUGGUAUUAGAGUUUGUAUUUUCACAGAGUGCUUUGUAGCAGGCAUUACAAGUAAUCUGUUUUGUACAUAAAUGUGCCAACAGCUUGAUGGUGGCGUUUUUGAAAUGUAGAACAAAGUGCUUGCAAAAUGUAAUAAACACACUUGUGUACUUUGUGUACUUAU